This is a messenger RNA of Blastomyces gilchristii SLH14081, 3173 nucleotides long. RefSeq names its product RNA binding protein. The record is from RefSeq and is a predicted model, not a curated record. Gene Ontology annotation, cellular component: precatalytic spliceosome. Bases 315 to 1067 code for a protein of 250 amino acids. Lineage: Eukaryota; Fungi; Ascomycota; Eurotiomycetes; Onygenales; Ajellomycetaceae. The transcript has a single exon.
GCCAAGGGGGGCAAUCUGACGACAUCAGUCCAAGCGGGACGGUGUUUUCAGUUUUCCUGUUGCGGGGGCAACCUUAUCGAUAAGUAUCGAAGCGUAGAAACCCGAAACGGCACGUGAUACGGCUACGAUGAGCUUCGUUAAAAGCACAGAAAACACCACUCCAUAUACAAAAAGCUUCAAAACACAGCGUAAUUCCCUACGACUACGUAUUAACAAUAUACUACAAGGUACUAUUCUUAGAGAUGCCCUUUUUCUCCGUCAGUUUCUUGCGAAACCAUUAGCACAACCUUGACGACUCUCUCUCAAGGCCGACAAUGUCAUAUCACCGCGCCGACGCCAGUGCGCUGCUGGACAAUCGGGGUUACACGGGGCCCUUAAUCCGCGGUGCUAACCCUGCCACACUAUUCGAAAAGGCCGUUCGUGAUCGCAUCACCGACUCAUACUACUGGAAAGAACAGUGCUUCGGCCUCAACGCUGCAACUCUCUGCGAUCGCGCCGUGGAACUUACCUAUAUCGGGGGAACAUACGGGCUUGCGCAAAAGCCAACGCCAUUCUUAUGUUUGGCCUUUAAGCUACUCCAGCUUGCACCAGAGAAAGAUAUAGUGUUGGAAUAUUUGAACUUUCAUGACCCGGAAAAUGAACGUGUUGAGGGUGGCGAAGGGAAUGGGUUGGAGGAGGAACAGGAUGCUAAUGAUGGCGUUGUCAAAGCAGUUGGAGACUUCAAAUAUCUUCGUGCGCUAGCGGCUUUUUAUAUCCGGCUUACCUUUGAUGCUGCGGAUAUAUACAGGACUCUCGAGCCGCUGUUGGUGGAUUACCGGAAACUGAAGAGGAGGACAAAAGACGGCUUUAUGCUCACGUAUAUUGAUCAGUUUGUGGACGAUUUGCUUACGAAGGACCGCGUAUGUGGUACGAGUCUAUGGAAGUUGCCUUCGAGGACUCAGUUAGAGGAUCUGGAUAUUCUUGAAGAAAGAAUCAGUCCGUUGGCGGAGGAGUUGGAGGAUAUUGAUAGAGAUUCAAAUGGAAGCCAGGACAGCGGGGAAGCAUCCAGCCGUGGCGAAGAUGCCUGAAUGCGAUCCAUUUCACAUCCUGUUUUUUUUUUUUACAGCUGUCCAUAUUGAGCGUCACAUCUCCGCAGCUUCUGGCAGCCAUUCGACCACCUGUUAUCUGCGCCGAACUCUUGAUGAACCGAACCUGCAGCCAUCGCAGGAACUGAACAUUAAACCGAGACUCCACUAUCCAGCUUGUGGAGUUGGGUGGGCGCAACCUUCCCUAGGCCAUUUUACCCAAGACCGGAAAGGUUAGCGUGCGUGACAUACCAGAGCUCUCCUAGUUGGAUCUUCGUAAUCACGAAUCUGGGGGUGGUUUACCCCAGCUACGUAUCGGAACGUCUCGAAAUACGGUCACCGUGCCUUCAGGCGAAACGCAAGACUGCCACCGGUAUCGCAGUCGUACCGUGGGCGUUUCAACCGAUGUUUUAUACGAGGGCUAUGCUUAGAGCAUAGUGUAUCCAACGCCUAAGACGGGCAUACAGGUUCAUUUAAGUGUCAAGCUAUCUCGCUCGACAUCAAUAUUACGUAUCUGUGUUUGUUCAUGGGGAAUUCUAUUUCCAUUCAUGACCAUUUGAAUGUACAAUAUAAUGAUACCAAGACAUCAUCCGCGAAUUCCUCCUGGAGAGUCCAAGAAAUAUUAUUAAAUAAAAGACAAAUGAAGAUGAAAAAUGACAAAUAUACGGUAUUGAAAAAGCCUAACUCCAACCAGCAUUCAUUAUAAUCCGUUCAAAACCCUUGCUGCCUAUGUCACUUCUCCUCCCACCUUUUAAACCACGGACUCUCAUCAAGAGUGGUUACCUUCCACCCACUUUCGACUAAGCCUUUCUCCUCCUUCUCAGCUGCCCACUUUUCCAAGGCCGGUAGCACAACGUGCUCGACAUGCCAUGUAUUCUUGUACUCCAGAAGGGGCCUCUUGCCCUCUUUCAGAAUCUUCACAAUCAGUUUUGGUACACAGGGUUCGUCUCGGAAGUCCGUGACAGGAGUGAAAAGCGCUUUGAAGUUAAAUACAAUGGGUGACAUCUCGUCCAACAAAGGGAGUGGGACAUCAUUCAUUUCGGAUAGCACAUGGCGGCGUGAUGGCGGUAAGGUAUCACCAUAAGGGUAGCCAGCAGACACCUGUUUUUCGGGUGAUAUAGAGCAAGGUAAUAUGGCUGCAGAAGACGCUCUACGUCCACCGAUCUUGAUAUCGCCGAUAAGGCAAUUUCUUUGCUCCUUAUUAAGGGCCAGAUAUACCAGAGUAACUGCCAUCAAAGUACCCCCAAUGAUCAACAUGGAGACUUCCAUAGUGACAAAAUAUUUCGCAUGCGCGCGCUAUGCUAGCAAUAGACAAGUAUCGCACACAAAGCGGCCCUGGAAGGGUGAAUAUCAGAUAACGAUAACUCUAAAAGCAGAAAUGAAUAGUGUGAGGUUUGACCAUGAAAUUCCCCUGACAGCCCGUUAUAAUGGAUGUAUAUCCGUAGACGCCUAAGAACAGGGUCAAGGAAAGCAAAAUUGUACAAACCAGAUGGACCAAGAAGUGUCGUAUUUAAAUCUCACCAUCGGUUAUCGAUCUCAGGCACCGUCCAACUUCUCCAAUGAGCUCUCCAGAGGCGAGAAGCAGAGUUUCACAGGGCCAUGUGAGAGAUUCAACAAUCUACCUGUAUAGGUAAAAAGUUCAUCUCUUCUUCUAAAGAAUGGCCUAGCCUCAACAGAGCUACACGAAUUUGUCGACUACAGAACCAUUGCUGGCUUAGCCAACAGAAACAAGCAGCCUGGGAUCAUCAUCCAUCAAGUUAGUUGGCUGGGGAAGUAUGAGUCCUCCAUGUGGACGACACGAGAAUUGCGGGGUGAGGCUCCGGCUCAAUGGAAAGUCUGAAAUAAACAAGGGAUAGCUGUCGAACUAUCAAAUUCUGAGAAGUUUUGUAUCAAGAUAUCGUGGCCGUGCAUUGUUCCUCUCCUUUUGAUGUUAGACCGAGAUAUGUCCCCUAAAUCGAUAUAUCUAGCAUUAUUGCAGCAAGACAACUUCAGUCAAACCCCCUUCACAUCUUGUAAAGGGAUCUCACUCGUACCUUAUAAUUAGCAACAUAAGUCUGCUAAUUUCUCGUGUAUUCAGCUUGUACUCUUCAAGAAAUCACUGGUUGUUUG